Molecule: messenger RNA, 412 nt
Organism: Meloidogyne enterolobii
Lineage: Eukaryota; Metazoa; Nematoda; Chromadorea; Rhabditida; Meloidogynidae
Source: the annotation of a GenBank genome assembly
UUGAUGGCUAGUUCCGUAGCGAGAGCACGUUUAAGUACAUCGGUUGAACCUACUGGAACUAGUUGGAACUCUGUCCGUUGGGCUAGACCUAGUGGAGUUGGCGGGUACAGAACAAGCCGAUUAGCUAGCGCUUUCGAAACUGUCAGUCCCCCAACUUCCUCCGUAAUACGCCCUACUUCAGCGUCAAGUACUUCUAGUAAGGGGGCUGGAAGCAGUCGAGUUUGUUCUCCACAAAGUGGAUAUGGAACUCUUCCUUCCAAGCUGUUGAGGGCACCGGAACGGUAAAUGAACUAAAAAGUUUUUUUUAAAUUUUCUGUAUAAGAGAGGCGCAAGUUUCGGGUGUUUCGUUCCUUCUCUAGUUUAUAAAACUCCCAAAUAUGUGCCCAUAGCCACGAAAUUUUACCUGGAUAUC